This is a messenger RNA of Candoia aspera, 2266 nucleotides long. RefSeq names its product zinc finger protein 239-like. Gene Ontology annotation, biological process: regulation of transcription by RNA polymerase II. Gene Ontology annotation, molecular function: DNA-binding transcription factor activity, RNA polymerase II-specific; RNA polymerase II cis-regulatory region sequence-specific DNA binding. Lineage: Eukaryota; Metazoa; Chordata; Lepidosauria; Squamata; Candoiidae. Gene Ontology annotation, cellular component: nucleus. The record is from RefSeq and is a predicted model, not a curated record. Bases 363 to 1604 code for a protein of 413 amino acids. The transcript has 3 exons.
AGCAGAGGGCUCGGGUUCUAUCGAGAGGGAGGCGAAGGGAGUCCGGGCGCCCCUUCCUACGCUGUGUUCCCAGGGGGGGUCGGCGGCUGAGCUGAGCUCUUCAGGCACGAAUUUGGGAACGCUUCACGGAAGCCUCCGCGGGAGAGGUGCGCGGCAACUGCUGCAGCCCCACCCGCCAGCCGACCAGGCCGGCUCGGAGUCCGCGGCGUCACCUCCCCCCGACCGGAGUGAGAACUGGCCGCGAGUCGCGGCAGCCAUUAAAUUCCUGCUGCCCCGCUGUGCGACGGAGGGUGGGCUGCGGCUGCCGAGCGCUCAAGGCGAGUGCGGGGCGCUUUAGGAGCUGAAAUCCAUCUUGACCGUUCAUGUAUUUUGAAUUAGAGAAUGAUCGUCAUUUGCUACUUUGGCCUCCUCCCAUAUCACCAGAACAAGCUGUUGGCAAAAUGUUGACCCAGGAGACCAAGAAGACCUUUAAACAGGAAGAACAGGAGGAAGAGGAGAAGGUACAGCAGCACAAUCCCCACUUGAAGGGCCUCAGAGAAGGGCAGAAGACAUCUGAGGAACCUGUGGUCAAGAAGAAACAUAACUGUUCCAACUGUGGAAAGAACUUUUGCCGCCGCUCAGACCUUGUCAGACACCAGAAACUCCAUUCGGGAGACAGGCCCUUCACCUGUACGAAGUGUGGGAAAGGGUUUGUCCAGAGCACCCACCUCAUUGCCCAUCAGAAGAGCCACGCCAGAGAAAAGCCCUACUAUUGUCCUCACUGUGGGAGGAGCUUCAAUCAGAUCUUAAACUUCAACAGGCACCAGAGAACCCACUCCCAGGAACCCCCUUUCAAAUGUUCCGACUGUGGGAAAACCUUCAGCCGCAGUUCGAACCUCAUUAUGCACCAGAGGACCCACACAGGAGAACGACCCUACAAAUGUUUCGACUGUGGGAACAGCUUCAGUCGGAGUUCAACCCUGGUGACUCAUCAGAGGACCCACACCGGCGAGAAACCCUUUAAGUGCCAAGACUGCUGGAAGAGCUUCGGAAGACGCUCAACCCUCGUCAUGCACCAGCGGACUCACACGGGGGAGAAGCCCUACAAGUGCUCUGACUGCCCUGAGACGUUCAGCGUGAAGUCUGGCCUUCUCAGUCAUCAGAGAAUCCACAUGACCGAGAAGCCCUACCUGUGCCUGGAGUGUGGCAAAAACUUCUGCCGGAGUGCAGACCUCAUUAUACACCAGAGGAUUCACACUGGAGAAAAGCCCUAUCAGUGCAAUGCCUGUGGCAAGAAAUUUAAUACCAACUCCCAUCUUGUGACACAUCAGAGGAUCCACACAGGGGAAAAACCAUAUAAAUGCCCCGAAUGUGGGAAGAGUUUUUCUUAUAGUUCAGUCCUGGUUGGUCAUCAGAGACUUCACACAGGAGAGAAACCGUAUGCGUGUCUUGAGUGUGGGAAGACUUUCCGUAACAAUUCACAUCUAAUCACUCAUCACAGAGUACACUCAGGAGAGAAACCCUACGCGUGCCCUGAGUGUGGUAGAAAUUUUAGUGUAAGCUCAAAUCUUACCAAGCAUCGGAAAAUCCACGAGAGAGAGACAUCCUUUAAGGGUUCUGAAUAGGAAAUGUAGUCGAUGACAUUCUGAUUAGCAACUUAAAAAAUGCUUAAGAAGAAGAUAAAUAAUACGGCUUAUUCUGGAAAUUUUGCUAGAACAUCCAAAUGUUUGCAGUAAGGAUAGCCGAGAUGGAAGUAGACAUAAGAUAGCAAAGAAUGUAUUCCAUGUCUAGUAUGAAAGGAUUUCACUAUUAAAAAAAAAAAAGAUUUUUUUAAAAAGAAUUCUCUUUAAGGGUAGGAUAGGAUGAAGAAAAUGUAUUAAGUUCAAAUUCUGAAACAAGGAAACUCAUACGUGUUUCUUUCUCCCCAAAAUAAUGUUACACAAAGAAAGUAUACUUGCAUACCUUUUCUUGCUUACUUGCUGUUGUAAAAUCCUAAUUUUUCAACAUAUUCUGGUAGCCGAGCAUAAGAGAAAUGUGGAAAGGUAUGAUAGCAGGGAGAGGGCUUUUUUUUUUACACAUGUGGGGGAUUCCAGCUGUUAGGUUAGUCAUCAGGAAAUGCCAGGCAAUCAUGUUUCAGGCAAAUGGGUCAAAAUACUGUUAGAACUUAAAAUGGCUCUGAUUCAGUCCUGCUGUAGCUCCUGUGCUGUAAGCCGCUUGCGUGUUGAAUAAACAGAAAAGCGGGAUAUGAUAAAUAAAGACGGUGUUUUACUUGGCUGCCAAAAGUGUA